This is a messenger RNA of Durio zibethinus, 4618 nucleotides long. The record is from RefSeq and is a predicted model, not a curated record. Lineage: Eukaryota; Viridiplantae; Streptophyta; Magnoliopsida; Malvales; Malvaceae.
AGUUGAACUCAAGUUUCAAAAAUCAUAUUUAGGACUGGAUCCAAGUCUUUUGACCAAUAACCUAAAAAGUAGUUGGGUUUAACAAGUACUCCAACUAUACAACUAAGAGAACGAUUGUGAAAUGAAUGAUUUUUUAUCAAGAUUGAUCAUCGAUACAAAAAAUAAUAAUAAUCAAAACAAUUAAAUAAUAGAAAAUUAGUAUAUUUAUAGAAAUUUUAAAUUAAAUCCAACAUAUAUACAAUGAGAUUUGAUCAUAAAAUCUAAUGCUUCCAAUCCCUCUUUCUUAUUAUUGAGACAAAACCUUAUAUAUAUAUAUAUAUAUAUCUAUAUAUAGCAUGAACAAAGUUUUAAUUUGUGGAAAAUAAAAGUCUAUUGCUUGAUUUUUCACGUAAAGGCACGCACUUGUCUCAUUGCAAAAUUUUUUCUAAAUUAUGUCAGCCACUUUCAAGAGAGAGUGAUUUUAGUGACUAAUUUAUUCAAGUUUCAAUUCCAAGAACAGUAGAAUUCACCACCGAUAGGAGAAAAAGAAAGAGACUAACACUCCUUUUGGUAAGAAGGAAAGGAAGAGGGAAUUUUCUUUUCCUUUCCCUUUUCUUUCUUUCCUACAAAACAGAGUGUAAACGAGGACCUUGACUUGCCAACGUUUCCUUGACUUGAUUUCCUUACUGCACUGUCAAUAUAUAUUGUUUUUGAAUAAAAAAUAAUAAACCAAAUUAAAAUAUUUAACAAAAUAUUCUGUAGACAAAUUUUAAUCAAUUUAUAUUCAAAAGCCAUUUUAUAGGGAUGGCUAUUAUUGCCAAACUCCUCGAUUGUCUAUAUAUAUUAAGCUCGAUGCAAGGCUUAUUAUUAUAUAUUUAGAAGUAGCAGUUGAGAGAGAAUUGAAAAUAUAGAGAUCAUAUAUAAAGAAAAAGAGAUGAUGGAACCCAAAUGGUUGUGGUUGAGUGUGUUGUUGUUGUUGUUAGAAGGAUGCAGAUGGUAUAGCACUGAUGCGUGUUGGGAGGAUGAGAGGAUUGCUCUCUUGCAACUCAAACCUUUCUUCAACCAUUAUAAUGAUCUGAACAGCUGGGUGGAGGAGGUCAAGGGUUCAGAUUGCUGCCAAUGGGAAAGGGUCGAAUGCAACACCUCCUCCUCCUCCUCCAGGCGAGUCAUAGGACUCUCUCUUUAUCAAACAAGAUGGUCCGACGAUGAAAGAUGGUAUCUCAAUGCCUCUUUGUUUCUCCCUUUCAAAGAACUGAAGCGUCUUGAUUUAUCAGGGAAUAGAAUCGCUGGUUUUGCUGAAAAUGAAGGUCCCUUUUGCCCUUUCAUUGCUAAUUUGCAAUAUGAAAAUUCAUUCAGAAAGGAGAUAAAACUAAGGAUGACCAAUUUGGAGGUUCUUGAUUUAAGUAAUAAUCUCUUCAAGAACGACACUUUUGCAAUCCUUUCUGGCCUUCCAAGUCUAAAGUCCCUGCAUAUGGGGAACAACCAAUUGCAAGGCUCAAUAGAUAUUAAAGAUAGUGGGAGACAGCUGAACUUAACCCAUUUAGAAGAAUUUGAUUUGAGUGAUAAUCUCAUUAAGGACAGCAUAUUUGCAUCACUUAGCGGGCUUUCAAAUUUGAAGUAUUUGGAUAUAAGCUCCAAUCAGUUAAAUGGAUCAAUAGAUAUGAAAGACUUAGGUGCUUUUACCAACAUAGAGGAACUGGUUAUGAGCGAUAAUGAUUUGAAUGAAUUUGUGGCCUGUAAAGAAUUGCAUGUGUGGAGCAAUGUGGAGGAAAUAUUUCUAGACGGUUCUUAUCUCAACAACAACAUUUUGCAAAGCAUUGGAAAUUUCUUCCAUGAAUUUAUAAAAUUUUCAGGUUGGUGUGAUUUAAAGAACCUUGAAAAGUUGGACAUCAAAGAGAAUGCAUUUGAGGGGAUACUUCCUUAUUGUUUGGGUAACUUGACAUCUCUUCUUGAGUUAGAUAUCUCCGACAAUCAAUUUACUGGAAAUUUGACUCAUUUAGCAAAUCUUUCAUCACUUAGAUCUGUCACCCUUUCAAGAAAUCGUUGUCAAAUUUCAAUGCCAUUCCUAUCACUUGCAAACCUUCCAAAUCUCAAGUUUCUCUUGGCUGAUGAAAACAAUAUAGUAAUGGAACCUAAUUCCUUUCAUACUUCAAUUCCAAAGUUUCAACUAAAUGUUUUCAGCUUGUCAAAGUGUACAACAGAUAAAGGACUUAGCCUACAACCUCCUAAGUUCCUUUAUUACCAAUAUGACUUGAGAUAUGUUGAUCUUUCCUAUAACUAUUUCAGUGAAACAGUCCCGUUAUGGUUGUUAGAAAAUAACACAAAAUUAGAAAAUCUCUUCUUGUUGGGCAAUUCUUUCACCGGUCCUCUCUUGUUACCACAACUUCCUAAUCCUAAAGUGUCUGUAAUUGACAUAUCUAAUAACAAAUUGCAAGGCCAAAUUCCGACAAAUAUAUGUUCAACUUUUCCAAAUUUGGAAUGGUUAUUGUUAUCUAAGAAUGCCUUUGAAGGUAAUAUCCCUCCUUGUUUAAGUAGCAUGGACACUUUAUCAUUUUUAGACCUAUCGGACAAUCAUUUGUCUGGAAGAUUACCAGAAGAGUUGAUCAUGGGAAGUUCAUUAGAUAUUCUUAGGCUAUCAAAUAACAACCUAAGUGGAAAGAUUGUUCCUAUGAUGUUCAACACAAGCAAGUUGUCAAAUUUGUAUUUGGAUGGCAAUAAUUUUACCGGAGAGAUUCCUGAUAUUGAUGUCUCUGCUUCUGAUUUGUCAUAUUCAUCACUAGAGGAUAUUGAUCUCAGUAAUAACAGUUUUAAUGGAAAGCUCCCAAGAUGGAUAGGGAAUGUACCGCAUUUGAAGAGAUUGGCUUUGUCCAACAAUCAUUUCGAAGGUUCUAUUCCAAUGGAAUUGUGCAACUUGUAUGAGCUUGAAUUUUUGGAGCUUUCUGAAAACAAUUUAUCUGGCUCUAUUCCUUCUUGUUUCAAUCCACCAUAUUUGAGACAUGUCCACAUGAAGAGAAACAGACUAAGUGGUCCAUUGACACUUGUUUUUGAUAGCUCUACAUUAGUGACAUUAGAUCUUAGAGGGAAUAAUUUGACCGGUAAUAUUCCAAAAAGGAUUGGCACAUUUUCUACUUUAAGCGUCCUUCUUUUGAAAGAUAAUCAUUUAAACGGUGAAAUUCCAGUUCAAUUAUGCAAGUUGUAUUCAUUGAGCAUCAUAGAUCUUUCUGGAAAUAUGUUUUCUGGUCCUAUACCUUCUUGUUUGGGCAAUUUAACUCUGGCAAUGAAAGAGGAGAAGUCUCUCAUAGAUGAUUAUUCGUCUAUAUCAAAUCGAAUACAGGAUCCACUAGUACCAAUAGACAUUUGGUUUGAUUUAUCACAUAUUCGUCCUCAUAGCUGCAUGGAAGAAUGGAUAGAGUUUACAACAAAGAGUGUGUCCUACUCAUACGGUGGUGACAUUCUUAAGUAUAUGUCUGGAAUUGAUUUAUCUUGUAACAGGUUAACUGGGCAAAUCCCAGUGGAACUGGGAAACCUGAGUGAAAUCUGUUCGUUAAACUUAUCACACAAUAACUUAGUCGGAGUUAUACCUUCAUCAUUUUCACAACUUAAGCAAAUUGAGAGUUUGGACCUUUCUUACAACAACUUGAGUGGGGGAAUCCCUAUACAGUUGGUUGAGUUGAACUUUCUAGAGGUUUUCAGUGUGGCACACAAUAACUUGUCAGGUAGUACUCCAGAACCAAAAGCUCAGUUUGGGACCUUUGAUGAAAGCAGUUACGAGGGAAACCCUCUUCUUUGUGGGCCUCCACUGCAAAAUAACUGCUCUAAAACUGACUCACCAACAAUAGUACCAACUACAGCAGAUGAUGAAGGAGAAGGUAGUUUCAUGGACACAUAUGUUUUUUGUGUGAGCUUUCUGGUUUCAUAUGUGAUUGUUUUAUUGGUAAUUUUUGUUGUUCUAUACAUAAAUCCAUAUUGGCGACAAGCAUGGUUUUCUUUCAUUGAGAGUUGCAUCACAACUUGUCGCUACUCAGUUGCAGGCAAUUUUCUUGAGUUAUACAUCUUCAAAAGAUGUGUUUAGGUGUCAUAGGAGAUCUUAUGAUUUGCCCUUAGUUUGAUUGUAGUGAAGAUUUGGAAAAAGUUUAUUUUUGUUGUCAAAAGAAAUUUGGUGAUUUGAUCUUUUAAAUGAGGGAUUUCUUUUAGCUGAUUAUUCUGUUAAAAUGGUUGUAGAAAGAGUUGUGGAUUUGGUUACUCAGAUUGCUUAGAAAGAGUACUUUGAUGAUUUUGCACUUUCAACAGAGCUUUUUGUCUCCGUUGGAACUCUGUUUUUGGUAUUUGUUUUGUUUGGAAGGAAGCACUGUCUUUUGGAAAUUAGUAUUACUUUACAAAAUGAGCCAAUUCAGCAUUGAUCGAUGAAAAUGAUCGCAAAAUGCAUUUAUUUUUUUAUAGGGUUACAAAAUAUUCCAAAAUAAAAAUAAUAAUAAUAAGUUGAUAUAUCUCAUACGCAAGAAAAUCCCAUCAAAUAAAUAAAUUAAAUGCAUAAUCUUUCAAAGCAAUAAUAAAUAUAGGGUGUUAGCUACUGGGCCAAGGACUUAGUAUAGUUUGUUAAUUAAUUAUUUUAUGAUUGUAAUUUGAUUAUGAUGUAAUA